AUGGCCGAAUCUCAAUCCGACCAAAGCGAAAAUGAGACUCACGACGAGCGCGCUCACAGCGAACAAGAAGAUUCCAGCGAAAAUGAAUCCGGCGAUGAAUCAUCCGAGUCCGACGAUGAUUCCGACGGUGGAGGCUUGCUAGAUACCAUGGCCGCUGACGGCAGCGAAGAAGAGUCCAGCGAUGAAGAUGACGGCAUUUACCACCGCAACGACCUCACGCAGGAUUCGUAUCUCGACUCGUUCCCCCAGUUCGGUCGCCUUCCUAGUGAGUUGCGCAACACAAUCUGGGAGUUGUUCUGUCCUGAACUCUGCGCUCGGCAUCGCGUGCUCGACUUCCAGAUCUCAUAUGGAACAGCCCUGCAUCCCGACUCGGCGAGUUCUUUCGUUUGGACUGUACGCGACGGCAUCGCUCUUGGUGAUCAGACAAAGAACCUCCGCACGGUGUUUGCCGUUCACAAAGAGUCGCGCGCUCUGGCCACCAACGCUUUCCCUGAUUCUCUGAGCAUCGAUGCUGGAGCUGGAGACGCCACUGUUCGCUUUAACCGGAAUUCCGACGUUGUCCUGAUGAAUGGUCUCAGUUGUCCGCCGGGGAGAAUGGUGUUUCACCUACCAGGUUUCGCUGGCGAGGUCAAAAACUUUGCGCUUGGCGGGCCCAACAUCCUUGACGAUUUGAGUGGCUCAGACGUACCUGCGCUUUUGAGGCAAUUCACCCAACUGGAGUGCUUCUACGUGAACGUAUCAAGUACGGAUUGCCAGAAAUCGACUUUGGGGUGGUGCACGUCGGAUCUCAUCAACCGGUAUCAAACGCAAACAUACGAAAAACAGCCUGGACUAGGAGAAGACCUGCAGUUCUUGUGGUGCUGGCCUGACUUACAACGACAUCCCGACUUUGCGAGAUUUCAGAUCGACAGGGAUACAUGGGACAACUUACCAGAUCCUCUUGGAAGUGAGUUGGAACACAGAGGUCUCAAGGCAUGGCCCAUGGUCGCUUUUGAAUACGAGCGCGGCCUUCGACGAUUUGAGUUGCUACAAACCCUCGGACCGGACCUGGGCGACGACACUUCGGAUGAAGACGAAGAGGAUGACGAUGACGAUGGCGAUGGAAACAAUGGGCCCGACCUCGAUGAGUAUGAAAGCGAUGGCAUUGACGACGAUGAGAUUGUAGAGACAUACGACCCUUCAGACGAGGAGGGUAUCUCAUUAGCCAGCGGUUCCCCUCAGCCCGUCCCCCAAGAAAUCUCCGACGAUGAGGAUGACGGUGCCGGCGCAAACUUCUCCAGUCCUGAAACCGAGCCAGAAUCAGCGCCUGUACAGCGCGGACGCAAACGACGAGUGGUCUCGGACUCUGAUGACGAAGACGAGGAGGACGUGGAACCGACAGCGAAACGCGCAAGGACGGCUCGUGUCGUUGAAUCGGACGACGAAGAUGAUGAGCCAGUGAUGCAGCAAGAACAGACACGGCAGCGCUCAAGGGCGAUCGUGUCAGAUGAUGAGGAUGAGGACGAGGGCGGCGUGUCGAAAGAGCCCCGCGCAAGCGACUCCCCAAGCGAAGAAAGCGAAGAAGAAAGUGACGAAUCAGAAGAUGAAGACGCUCCGCCCAAGAAACUAUCUCUCGCUGAGAGACUACGUCUCCAUCGACAAGAGAACCCAGUGGACAACGAUUCUGAUGCAAGCAGCAGGACUGCUGACGAGGAGAGCGAAGAUGACGAUGAAGAGCGAAAUCCUUUCACGAUGGGUAUGGCGGAUGAGUCAGAUGGAGAAGGCGAAGAUGGCUAUGAUGAAGAUGACUAUUAAUUCCACAACAUUCUUGCUUCAUAUAUCGUGUCUGAAUAGAUUUUAAUGUAAUAGAGAAUCCCUCCAGCAAUGGAUCAAACAGUCUUCCCAGUAGCAAGUAGUUCAACAAAUUGCUCUAUCC
Fusarium odoratissimum NRRL 54006 is the source of this 1915-nucleotide messenger RNA. RefSeq lists its product as uncharacterized. The coding region runs from base 1 to 1794 and encodes 597 amino acids. The transcript has a single exon. The record is from RefSeq and is a predicted model, not a curated record. Lineage: Eukaryota; Fungi; Ascomycota; Sordariomycetes; Hypocreales; Nectriaceae.